GUUCAAUACAAGGAUCGCUUCCACCUACGUUGCAACUCGCGAGGCGUUUUGGAGAACCGAACUCGAAAUCGCUCACAGCACAGAGCUAUACAGCUUGGUCUCCACAGGCAACUCCAUGCAGCCUCCUACACCCAGCGAGCUUCUAUUCUUUACGUUACGAGAUUCGGGCGAGGUAGGCUUCAUCUCUCUGCGAGGUGCUCAGUCUCCUUACCUGACCCUGGCCGGACGCAGCUCACAGCCCAGCGCCGUGACCUAUGACCCAAUCAAACAGGUGGUGUACUGGAGUGAUGUGAAGGAAGGGGUCAUCUACAGGUCAACACUAGCCGGCACAGGAGAUCAGGAAAUAUUUCUGAACUCUACUAACGGAAUUGGAAUUGUUGAUGGUUUGGCCAUCGACUGGGUGUCUCGCCACCUGUACUUCACCAACAUGGGUCAGUCCACGCCAGGUCUGGACGGCGCCGUGUACUCCUGGCACAGGCUGGAGAAGAUCGCCCUGGACGGCUCGAGUCGCCGGACAGUAGUCACUGAUGUGGACAGGCCGCGCGGGGUAGCCAUUGAUCUGGACAAUGGACUUCUGUUCUUCGGCGACUGGGGCAAACAACCGCGGAUAUCCCAGUCCCUGCUGGACGGGUCACAGGUCAAAGUGAUCUUGGACAAAGACCUCAGUAACCCGAACGGUCUGACGUUCUAUGACGGCAAUCUGUACGUGGCUGACUCCAACUUCAACAACAAGACUUCCUCGCCACACCUCAUGUUGUACAAUGUGGAGUCCAAGGCUUGGACGCAGCUCAAGCUCAGCUCAAACGUUUCUCUGCCGAUGGGCUUGGCUGUGCAAGGCGACACUCUCUACUACUCUGACUGGGUCAGCACCGACAGCCUGAAGGGUUAUGUCAAGUCCUACAACCUGAGGUUUGGCGUGGACAACAACGUCAUUCUCAGCGGGAGGCGGCCUACAGGGCUGCUCUACUCUCCCAUGGCAAGGAGAAAACAAGAAUCCUUGGAUGCUGUGUGCGAGGAGUCCUUGUGUAGUCACGGCUGUGUGAGGAUGCCCCUCAACAAGGAGAAACCCUACCAGUGUGUGUGCUCAGACGAGUCCACCAGAGUUCUCUCCAGCAAUCAGGCUACUUGCGCAAGACCACAAAACUUCCUGCUUGUUGCUGACCUGAACACCCUCAAGCUGGUAUCUCUGGAUGACAACACAGACACCCGCUCCCACAACCUGCUGUACAGUGAUGUCAAGUCCAAUUUUGUGGCUCUGGCCUUCGACAAGUCCACAGACACAGUGUACUGGAGCGACCUCACCAAGCAAUCUAUAUUUUCGUCUCCAUUUUCGGACUUCGAGCCUCACCUGGUGUACAAAGCUAAUCAUUACAUUGAUGGUAUAGCUGUGGAUACAGAGAAACAGCGUCUUUUCUGGACCGGAUACAUGCAGAAUGGUUCUGGAGUGAUUGUGAGGCUCAACCUACAGAGAGGCAGUGGAUCAUACCAUGAGAUCUUACAGGGCUUGAACAACCCAAGGGCAAUACACAUCUACCCAAAGAAAAAACUAAUAUUCUGGACAGAGUAUGGUGGCAACAGUGGCCCUGCAUGUGUGAACAAAGCCAAGAUCAAUGGCCGCCACCCAAAGAUGCUCAUGUCCCACGGCCUGUUCUGGCCCAAUGCUCUGGCGACACAUAAGCAGCGUCUCUAUGUAGCAGAUGGGGCUGGCAAAGUCUUUGUCAUGAACUUUGAUGGCAGAGACCUUGAAGAGUUAUCUUUCCUGACGGGCUCUGCCCUGCACAUCUUCGGCCUGGUCAUUAUGGACACAGUUCUCUUCUACUCCGAUUGGUUCACGAACAGCGUGUACAUGGUAGACAGAGUGACCGGUCAGACCAGCGCUGUCGUGGAACAUCUGUCUCGACCCACAAGCAUUGUGGUCUACCACCCAACUAACUUGACUGAAACCAGCCAGUGUCAGACAGAGGGCCAGAAGUGUGCAGAGACCUGUGUCCCUGUUCCACGUGGCUUCCACUGCACAUGUUCCAUCGGCUCCAAACUGGCAUCUGACGGAUUCAACUGCAUUAAAAUGGCAAGUCCGUGGGAACUGACGGAGGAGUCUCGCUGUGGCAGUCAGUGUCAUCAGGACGCCUACUGCUCCCAGCUCGUUCCCUUGCUCCAGUACCAGUGUGUAUGCAAGACGGGGUAUGAGGGGGAUGGCAUUCGAUGCUCAGAAUGUGGCGAGGAUUUCUACAAGCCUCUGCUAGGCAACGACACCUGCUAUCCAUGUCCUGUGGGCUCCACUACAAUGGGAUCAACCACAGCCUCUCAGUGCUACUGUACAAACCCUCAACAUCGCUUGGUCAACGCUCUCUGUACAGAUGCCACUACAACAACAUCUACCUCGACCACAACCAGCGAGCCGAUGGAGCCCAAGACUGAGGAAGAUUUUAACCUCAGCUCUCAAAUGCCUGAUCCUACCACAGAGUUCCCUGGGAUGCGUUUGCCUGAAGGGACUAUAGGUGCUCCAUACUUUGAGAACUGCCCUCACGGAGAGACAAUGAUGAUGAGACUACCAGAGACCAGCAAUCGCAUCUGGUUGCCCAUCAAUUGGACGGCCCGCAACGUGUUCGGAGAUGAACUCAAGAGCAUCUCAAACUUCAACACAACGGAGAACAAGAUCCUCAUCCCAUGGGUGGCUAACGGCCGAGCCGGGGUCCAGACUGUUGUCUUUGAGGCGAAGGAUCAGUGGGACCAGAUAGCCACGUGUCAGUUCCAGGUGUUGUUGGAGGAUUUUAUUCCACCCAAGUUUUCAUCUUGCCCUCACAACAUUGUCCAGAAGACAUCAAUGAACAGAGAACCGAUCACCUGGCAGAGCCCUACAGCCACAGACAAUGUUCAUGAACCAAAAGUCAUGAAGAGCCACGAACCAAAAAGCGAGUUCGGUGUAGGGAACACAAUGGUCACUUACACCGCAACUGAUGGUGCUGGCAAUACUGCUACAUGCACCUUCAAUGUGACCCUGAUACACGAGCAACCCUGUGACCUGCCAGAGAUCAAGUAUGGAGCGUUUGUGUGUGGCACAGAGUACUCUGACAUCUGCCACAUCAUGUGCAGUGAAGGUUAUAUCCUCAAUCCUCUGGGCAUGUUCCCGCGGUCUUUCAAGUGCAUGAUUGACUCUGAUGUGGCCGACUUGACCAAGGUCAUGAAACGGAGGUCGCCCUGCCUCAAGAGAAGGCGUCCCACAACGGCACAUCAAGAAUUCAGCAUCAGUUUCAAGGGUCCAUGCCGUCCUAAUGAUGCUGUUCUCAAGGCAGAACUUAGGGAAAAAGUCAUUGACAAGUUGGAGUCCAUGAACCUGUGUCUGGGAGCCACGUGCACUCACAGCCCGAUCCGACUUGAUUGUGGUCCGGUCGUGAAGCGAAGACGUUAUGCGGAGGAAUCCUUCAACAUGACCUGGAAUGUGACCAUUGAGUAUGUUCCUCCACAGCAGGAAAUCUAUGAUGGAUUCAGCAGAGGUCAAGUGGAACGUAUUGUGACUGAUAUGAAGCUGGAGCUGAAGAAACUGGUGCCUCAUCUCAACGUGUUUCUACGGCAACAAGCAUACAGACCAGCUGCCCGCAGCUUCAGCACACGUGACUUCCAGUGGCUUUGUUUGUCAGGGGAGAUGAAGAUUAUGGAUGGAUGUGUGCCUUGCCCACCUGGCUCAUAUCUGAAUCACACACUGAUGAAGUGCAUGCUAUGUGAUGAAGGAUUUUACCAGAACACAUCCAGCCAAACAAAGUGUGUGCAGUGCUCUGAGGGAAUAACCAUGGAGGCGGGAGCGGUCAACAAGACAGAAUGUGUGACCUUUCCUGCAAUCAACGAAAUGAGCAAGUUCCUCAUCAUCACGGCCUGUUCCUUCGGCUUUGUCUUCCUGUGUCUUGUCAUUUUCAUGUUCCUUCAGUACAAACACCAGGUUAAGAAGAAUAAAGGAAGCCAAUCUGUAACCAACAAUUCACGUUACAUGACACCCAAUCUGUACGCCCAGGCCCCGGCACCAAACCAAAAGUGUCCAGAUUACAUCCGCGGGACUGGCUCUGGAACUAGAGAUUACUUCAUGAAUAGUCAUGACUACGAGGAUAUUGACGGGCACCACAAGUCCGCGUUUGAAACUUUUUCACGUCAAGCUCCAGGCUGUCGAGACUCUCUCAGCUCCUUCAAGGCUCCGACUGACCUCACUUUCCUUCAGUCUCCGUCUCCCAAUGGAAAUUCCUUCCGAGGCCACGAUGAUAUAAUGAUGCCCAGUUCUCCCAGAGAAAGUACCAAAGCCUUCCACCUCCACGGAGAUGGGGGUUUUCAGUACACCAUCUCCCCCAAUGGCACUAUGGGAUCAUUUAAAGGCUCCCCACCUUCCUCUCCCUACCGCAGCCUUCACUUCGGCGGUAGUGGCCCUGUGUCUAAAGGUUCCUCCGAGUCUCCUACCCACAGCUCUCACACUCUUAGCUCUCUGAUUGGAGACGAAAGCCCAUACACAAGUCGCCUUAUACGGGACAGACUGAUUGAUCCAGACAGCCCAUACCGAAUCAUCUCCCAUGAACGCCGAACAGGAAGUGAGAGCCCUUACAAGAGGAAGAUUGAGGUGGAGAACCCACAUGGCAUGCAGAAUGACCCAGUUAUGAUGAACCACGAGGGUCCGUACCGACUCGUCGCUAAAGAAUCUCCCUACAGGAGUCCAGCCCUUCAGCGAGAACUGGCUCAAUCUCUGCGUGUCAACACGGACAUGCCCCCUCGCAGCCCAGGCCCUGCCUACCCUCAGGCCACCGACGUCCAAAAUUCCCUUCGAUCUGUGCACGACAGCCCCAGUCUACACCGCCAGAUGUCGACACCUCGGGAGGACCCUAGCGCCUUUUUGCCAGUUGGAGACUUCUUGUACAAGAGGCCUCCUUCUCCGUUAUCUCCUCCCAUCUCUAGCAGGAAGUCAACCGAUUCCCUCCAGCGAUCUCCAUCUACCCCUCGUGCUUCCCCUAGCAUGUCUCGGAGGCGUAUUGAUGGCUCGUACCGAACUCCCCCGAUGUCACAGAGAAGAAAGGCCAAAAAUGAGAUGGGAAUAUAUGAAUAUGACUGAAUACCAUAAAUUCUAAUGAAAUAAUUUAGCUUAGAACAGCUUGCUCUUUUGCUUCAGUUAAAUGGCAGGAGAUGAUCCCACCUGCCUCAUUGUUUGCAGCUGAAAAGAGACCUGUGGAUGAUUCCACCCGAAUUUUAUUCGGCAGAGUCUGUUAAACUGUUUUAGUUAAAUUUUCACAACAUCAAAAUUGCUCCAUCCCGCUCAUUAUUAACCACUAUUUGCAGGUGCAUCUUUUGUAUCUUUGCACGGAUAGAGUUGUCAUUGCGUGGGGUUGAUUCUGAACUCUGGCCAAAAGGAGACUGCUGAACUGGCAAAAUUUACUUUCUUUCAUGUAGUUUGAGCUCCAGAUAGAAAUCAUUGAAGUUGUACAGUCACUUAUUAACAGGAAAAAUGACUUUGGUUUCAUCAAUUAUGCUUCAUUUGUGACCAAAUAGCCCACAUCUUUGGGUUCAGAUGCAUUGAACUGAUGGUCAUCAAAUAAUGCAUUUCCCCAUGUUGACAGUGUGUAACUCUGCAGAUCUUUUUUUUUCAAACUUGGACACAUUUCUCUGUGCCCAGGUCUGUGUUUCAGAAACGUAAUUUUUUAAGGGAUCUAAAAGAUUAGCAUUUUAUUGUGAGCAUGUGAAAAGGUAGAUUUUUGCUCUCUGAACUAUAGUUAGACAUCUAGCUGGGACUAGUUAUAGAGUAAAUAACUGCUUUAACCUUCGAGUAUUUGCUUUUACAUAUCUCAGUGUUGUUACAGUAGCAAAAUGUGCUUGUCUUGUUGUCUGGUCACCGGUUGGAGAGGAUUGAGAGUCUAGAUAGUUUAUUCAAUGCUCUGAAACGUGACGUGAAACAGCGUAAGGUAUAUGGAUAUUUGACUGAAAAGGCAAGAGGAUCUUGCACUUAAGAAAGAAGUCUGUCACAAAAGAUGUAAAUUUCACAAGUAGCAGCAUUUAUUCUACAUGCUUUGAAUGACACAACGUCUGAGCUGCUUGUCAAACUUUUGUUUACAGAGAAUUCUUCAAGUUGUGUGAAUUUCUGGAAAAAUGGAAUGAUAUUCAAUUGGGCUGCUUUUGUCUCGCUUCUAUUUCCUUCACCUGAGAAUACGAUUUGAGGUGUGAACAAAAACACGUGGGAGCUAUGCACAUAUCACACCUCAUGUGUUCUGAUUCAUUAUGAUGUUUACAUAAUAUCACUUCCAAAACUGUUCAUGGCUGAAUGUAAAAACAUUUCGAGUCUCUGUCUUUACAAAGAAAAAAGAAUGAAUGGUAAAGGAUUUAUUUAUCUUAAUUAGAUAUUUUCUAGUUCAUUGUCUUCUACCCAAUUCUUUGUACAUUUUACGGAAAUUCUGUAGACUGCUGUAAUUUUAGAUAUUGGAAUAUUUUAAAAUGAUGAAUGAAAAACUAGGUCCCUGUAGACUGCAGAAUAUCACAAAACUGCAGAUUUUUCUUUUCAUCUAUUUGCAUGUUUUUUACAUCUAGGAGAACUUUUGAAAGUUAUUUCCAAUGAGCUAUUUUUCACUCUCUAGUAGCAUUAUGCUUAUUGUGUGGUUUCCUUCAGUGUUUUGACAAAUUCAAUGAUGACAACACAUUUGUAAAGUGGAAUGAAAGUAUAACUGUAGAGUAAGUGAUUCUUUUUUUUCUUGUAGAUAAUUGUGCUUUGGGAGUUUCUCGUGUGAAGUUGACAAAAAUUAAGGAGCGCAGAAUUUGUGGAAUGCUUGAGAUAAAGAAAAAGGUGAUGAUUAAAAAUUGAUCUGUGUGUUUGCCUGUUCAUGUAUAUUUUAUGUAUGUGCUUAUUUAAUGCUAUUGAUUGACAUAUAUGCACAUUUAUUUAAAUGUGUAGGUGCGUAAUAUAUGUACAUACAUGUUUGAAAAUGUGUUUCUGUAUUUUUGAAGGUGUCCAUAAGUGCGUAUGUUUGAACUUGAUGUGAAGGUGUCCAUGCAUGAGCAUGAUGGUGUAUGUAGUCAUAAAAUAAUAUGUUUAAGUAUACGUGUGUGACAAAUUUUUGUCAUAUUAUAUGCUUGUGCGAGGAAAUGAGUGCUUAGGGCCAUGAAUGAGAAAGAGUAUGUGUCUGGUCACAUAGGUGUAUUCUAAUUUGUGUGUUUGUGUACGAGUGCUGCUGUAACAUUGCAGCAUGAAAGAGUGACUGAGAAAUACCAUUAUGCUAUGCAGUUUCAUUCAUUCCAUUUAUCUGUGUCUCCAUAGCGCUGUAACUGUAAAAGCCUUGUUGAUGUGUAGAUAUAAGGAGUUCGGCACAAACUAGUGCUUUGAGAUGUAAGCAUAAAAGCAUUUUUAGUCCUAACAGUUAUUUGCCUUAUAAAUGUCUAUCUAGUCAUUGACAUUGUCAGGGUGGUAGUGUGUGUUGUCCAUACAAAUGUGUCUUAUUCACAUCAUCUUUGCAUUCAUCAUUGUUAUAAAUGGCAUACUUGUAAAUUUUGAUGUGUUUGUAUACAUAUUCAGUUGGAAAUGCCAUGAGUGAAUGAUGUGGAUGGAAGAGUAUAUGCUAGAAAUAUUAAUACAAUCAGCAUUUUGUCAUAAAAUAUGUACCGUACUUAAAACUUGAUCGCCUAGACCAUGGCAGUCAGCCGUCACGCAUCCUUGUACCUGAUUAGAACUAAUCAUAUGUAUUGCUGAAAGUUGGUGACUAUGGAAGACAAGAAUUGUUUUAAAAGGUGUCAAAACAAUGUGAUGUAUGACAACCAUUUUAUUUGAUCCUUUCUGGCAAUAUCACACCUUUGGAGAUUCCAUAAAUUAUUGUUCUAGCUUUUCACUCUUCAUUAUAAGAGUGCCCAGGUUUUCUGGGGUAAGCAGUCUGUUUGAAAGAUGUGCACAUAAAGCGAUUCCUCAAAGUUGAAAGUUGUGAUGUAUGUGACGUUUUUAUUAAAUAUCAUCCAAGACAUGCUCAUUUGCAGUAACAUCUAAACACGUCUUGAGAGAAAAGUCAAAUUUCGAAAUACUUACUUCACACUUUGACAAAAUGUCAUCAUGUGCAGACUCAUUAACCAACUUUGUCCAAUUAUCUCUUAUGAGUUCUUCUCAACCUCAGCAACAACAUGUUUCACUUUCAAAUGACCAUGACCUGUUCAUCUGCUUCUAGUUUUAAAGAAACAAUUGUCAUGCUGUCAAAGGUCUUUGUACAACAUGCUAUUCUCUGAACACUUCAUACCUCAGAAACCUUUUAUUCAACGAACUAGUUUUUAUGAUUCUCUCAGCGGAGAUAUAUUUUUUCUUUACCAGUUUUUAUUCUUAUUCAAUCUCAAGUGUAAUCCGGAGAUUCACUUUUAAUUCACAGAUACACUAGAUAUGGCAUAUUAAGGCUGUUAAUUAACAAAUUUUACAAAUUUGUUUUUUUUUGUCGAAAUACUUGAUUUAUCGUAGAUGUCUUAUCACUUUCUUCUGAAGCCUCUUUAUAGGGCAUUUUAUCUCUCAUGAUUACUGUUUUUAAAAAAGACUGAAUAGUGCAAUAGAAGUUUAGGAAAUGUAUUUUAGUUUUUCACAGAUCUAAGGCUCACUCCUAAUGUAGAUCUAAACAAUUCAAUCCACAUACAUUAUGGUUUGAUAACUUUGUCUCUCUCGUGCUAGACUCGGAGGCCAGUAAGUACAUCCUGAGCAAGAUAUGAACCAGUGUCUGGUUCACUCUUUUCCUUCCUCCCUCCCUCUUUCCUAGAAUUUGAGAAGUAUCAUUUUAUAAUAAUAUCUUGGUGGUUCUAGAAAAGAACUGAAGCAUGAUCAGUUUUGUCACUUUAGCAGCUGCUGAUGUGGGCUGAUUUGUGUAUGACGUAAGUGAACAAAGAAACUGAGAAGCUACUAAUCUAAUCUUACAAUUUUUAUAAAGCUGGGUACCUCACUUAUCAAACAACCAAAUGCUGUGUGAAGGUAAACAAGAAUAUAAAAAUACAAGAGUAUGUAAGCUUCCAGGAACGGAUAUUUCUAAAUCGUUUGCGUUUUUUUAGUACAUAUUUUUUACAUUUAGUCCAUUUCUGUUGAUAAAGAAAUGUACGUGUACACGUUCUUGUAUUAUCUUGUUCUGGAAGCUUACAUAUUUUCAUGUCUCACACAAGGCUCAAGGCUGUUUGUAUUAUACAACCAAGAAUACCUCUACAGUCUACAGAAACUUUUUGUUUGCCUUGCAAAACUGUAUCACAGUGAGUAAUGGGGCAAAAUUUUACAGGAGAAUUUCCUGGAAGAAAAAUCAGUUUACAGUGUGUUCUACAUAGAACUGCUCAUUGAGUACUUGAGCUUCGAGUACAUUUGCACAGUAAUGUGGGACUCUUCUCUUUUACUGAACCAAUAUAUAACUCUGUAAUUUGACAGGCUUAAAAAACACUGUAGUGUGAUCAGAAAAGUUAUUCUUGAAAAGGUACAGUAAACAUUUUACAAAGGGUCAUAGCCAUUGGGGAAAGGUUUAAAUCAGUAUAUCAAAGUUUCUUAUCAUUUCAGCUUUCAAAGUAAUAGAGAUCUCUGAGAAAUGUCUUUUAGACUCACGUAAAUCAUUAAGAACAUUGGAAAAUAUUUUCUCUCCCCCCCCCCCCUCAUCCAUCCCUCCUCUCCCCCCCCCCACCUUCCCCCACACACAUUAUUCCGUUGUCAAAAAAAUUUAAACUCAUACCAGACUAUAAAUCUAGCCUAAGUUAUGAAUAUGAAUUCAGAGCCAUCAGUCAAAAAUUAACAAUAGCUGCCUUCAUUUCUGUGGUACUUUGUAAUCAAUAUAUAUGCUCUAAGUAACAGUAUACCUCCCGAUUCUGGGUUCACCAUAUUAUAUCUAAGUAAGUCAAUUUCUACUCCUCUUGUCUUCUAUAUCAUUUCACAUGUUCUUUCUAUUCAGUAAUAGGGCUGUCAUGGAUCUAGUGUACGGACUUGUCAUUAUUUAAACGAUUCCAAUAAAACAAUUUUUUUUUGUUUCA
Aplysia californica (California sea hare) is the source of this 9969-nucleotide messenger RNA. RefSeq lists its product as uncharacterized. NCBI's taxonomy places the organism in Eukaryota, Metazoa, Mollusca, Gastropoda, Aplysiida, Aplysiidae. The record is from RefSeq and is a predicted model, not a curated record.